AUGACACAACAGACAGUACCUUGGGUGGAGAAAUACCGCCCGAUGUCGAUGGAAGACAUUGUUGGAAAUGCUGAUGCCGUUGCACGGUUGCAAGUUAUCGCGCGCGAGGGGAACCUUCCAAAUCUAUUGCUCUGUGGGCCGCCGGGCACAGGCAAGACCACAAGUAUGCUAUGCCUCGCUCGAAGCCUCCUCAGUGAUCCGGAUGGUGGUGGCUCAAACAACAACGCACUAAAGGAUGCCGUGUUGGAGCUUAAUGCCAGCGAUGAUCGGGGCCUUGACGUGGUGCGGGAGAAAAUCAAACUUUUCGCGCAGACGAAGAAAACCCUCCCGCAGAGAGUGGGUGACUCGAACAACCGGAAAAUCAAUCUGCACAAAAUUGUAAUUCUUGACGAGGCAGACAGCAUGACACCCGCUGCUCAACAGGCCCUGCGCCGCACCAUUGAGCUUCACUCCAGUACGACGCGGUUUGCGUUUGCGUGUAAUAACAGCCAUAAAAUUAUAGAACCAAUUCAAUCACGCUGUGCCGUGGUGCGCUUCAGAAAACUCUCCCACACUGAUAUCCUGAGGCGCCUCAUGUACAUCAUUCAACAAGAGAAUGUUGCAUACACUGAUGACGGGCUCGAGGCACUGCUGUAUCUCGCUGACGGUGACCUUCGUUCCGCUGUGAAUGCGCUGCAGGCAACGUGUUCGGGAUACAGUCUGGUGAAUGCGGAUAAUGUGUUCAAGGUUUGCGACUUACCUCAUCCCCAGCUUGUUGAAGCCAUAUUGACUAGCUGUGUGAAACAAGACCUUGCCGCAGCGCAUAAGGAGAUGCAGCGGCUUUUGGGUCGUGGCUAUGCUACCUCCGAUGUUAUCUCGACGUUCUUCCGCGCCGCUCAGAAUGUUAAAUUAUUCCGCGACGAGAAGCAGCAACUACAAGUUCUGCGUAUUAUAGGAGAGGUGACGAUGAGGGUAGCUGAGGGUGUAGGCACACCGUUGCAACUCGCGUCGAUGGUGUGUAGAAUCAUUGUCGCAACGAAGUCGUAA
Trypanosoma brucei brucei TREU927 is the source of this 1026-nucleotide messenger RNA. Its product is annotated as replication factor C subunit 4. Bases 1 to 1026 code for a protein of 341 amino acids. Gene Ontology annotation, biological process: DNA repair; DNA-templated DNA replication. Gene Ontology annotation, molecular function: ATP hydrolysis activity; DNA binding; DNA clamp loader activity. The transcript has a single exon. The record is from RefSeq and is a predicted model, not a curated record. Gene Ontology annotation, cellular component: DNA replication factor C complex; nucleus. NCBI's taxonomy places the organism in Eukaryota, Euglenozoa, Kinetoplastea, Trypanosomatida, Trypanosomatidae.